UUUACAGACCAUAUUCGUAGUUCAGUUAAGUUGCACUUUUGUUCAAUAUAAUCAUUCAUAAGCUUUUGGAAGUCUGUAAGUAAACAAAUAAUCAGGCUUGUCUUAGUGUGAAAGUCUUAGUACUUAGUAGAAGCUUUAGUUCAAUAUAAUGUGGAAUCCCAAGUUAUUUGUUUUGGUCGUUACGACCGCGCUUGUAUUUGCAUGUAUUGUGGAGGGGCGGAUUGCACGAAGUGAUCUGGGCCUCAGCCUCGGCGGAGACGGAGGCUUGGGUGUAGGGGUAGGGUUGGGCGUGGAGGCAGGCCUAGGUCUGGGUGGAAGUGGAAGCGGUUCUGGCUCUGGGUCUGGUUCCGGUUCUGGUUCAGGAUCAGGUUCAGGAUCAGGAUCGGGCUCAGGCUCAGGAGCGGGUUCUGGGGCUGCUUCUGGAGCUGGUUCUGGUGCGGGGUCAUAUGCAGGUUCGGGAGCAGGCAGCCAUGGCGGCGGUCAGGGUGGUGGUUCUGGGAGUGGGUACGGUGCAGGUUUUGGUAGUGGGCAUGGUGAAGGCGGUGGCAGCGGCUAUGGUUCGGGGUCUGGGUCUGGUAGUGGGUAUGGAGGCGGUUCGGGGAGUGGCUCGGGUUACGGGGCUGGGUCGGGAUCUGGCGCCGGCAAUGGUGGAGGAGGUUACUAAAUUCAUGCCACAGUUUGCCUGCAUUAGACCUAAAUAAGUCUCCGUGUCGUGCAAUGCAUUGUCACUGUGUGCACUUAAAUAUAUAGAAAUAAUAACCUAUAAUGUUAUCUUAAUGGCAGAUUUCCUUCCUUGUGUUAUGUUGUUUCUCUCUGAGUAUGUUGUCUCCUCUCUUAUAUGCAAAUAUCUAUAACAGUGUAUACGAGACAUAUCUUUUAAACUGAUACGUUUCUCUGUAAAGCUGAGAAAUGUAAAUGUCACAAAAUUACCGAUUAUGUU
Molecule: messenger RNA, 940 nt
Organism: Cryptomeria japonica (Japanese cedar)
Lineage: Eukaryota; Viridiplantae; Streptophyta; Pinopsida; Cupressales; Cupressaceae
Product: glycine-rich cell wall structural protein 2
Exons: 1
Coding region: 149-664 (171 amino acids)
Source: RefSeq, a predicted model, not a curated record